Seminavis robusta is the source of this 570-nucleotide messenger RNA. Lineage: Eukaryota; Bacillariophyta; Bacillariophyceae; Naviculales; Naviculaceae. The record is from the annotation of a GenBank genome assembly.
AUGUCGCAAGCUGAUGAAUCGGUGCCUAUUCAACAGCCCAAAGAAGGCGAGGCGGAAGAAAGCCCCGGUAUCAUGAUCGGUGACCAGGAGCCAGCCCAGCAGCCCGAUGAAGGCCAGGUCGCGGUGUUAGAAAGUACCACCCAACCUCCUGAAAAUUUUGGCCAGUUUCAAGAGGGUUUUGCAUCUGUUCGUCCCUCUGCGAUCGUCGAUGGCAAGAUCCAUUAUGAUUACGGCAAUGGUUGCAUAGUCCAUUUGCAGGCCGGAGAGAUGGACGGAAUCGACUGGAUGGACAUUUUCAUAAAGAUUCCGAUCGAUCCUGUUGACAUGUUUCAGGUUACGAGGAAGUUAUUGCAGUCGAACAUGGCCAUGGCCGCUGCAACUCCCAUUCCCACCUGGUUUGCGAUGGACGAAGAAGAUAACAUUUUCUUUGUGAAUCGGUUGGAUUGGAGGCAUGUUACCUAUGCUGUGUUGGAUGACCAUAUUGUGAGGUGUGUCGAUCAAAUGAGGGAGGCAUUGCUGUCGGAAGGAGUCCGGGUCAAGCCUGAACUACCCGAGGAACUCGCCCAGUAA